Talaromyces proteolyticus is the source of this 975-nucleotide messenger RNA. RefSeq names its product 3-oxoacyl-reductase. Gene Ontology annotation, molecular function: oxidoreductase activity, acting on the CH-OH group of donors, NAD or NADP as acceptor. The record is from RefSeq and is a predicted model, not a curated record. Bases 85 to 975 code for a protein of 296 amino acids. Lineage: Eukaryota; Fungi; Ascomycota; Eurotiomycetes; Eurotiales; Trichocomaceae. The transcript has 2 exons.
UAAAAACAGAAUCUAUAGAUAUAAAUUGGGAUAGAACUAGGAGAUAAAAUUAUUCUUAUUACCAAGUCUAUAUACUGUCGCAACAUGGCAUCUGCAACACGCCCAUUAGAAGGCAAGUUUGGCAUCGUGACUGGAGGAUCGCGGGGUAUUGGCGAAGCGAUUUCACGGAACCUAGCUAAUAAAGGCUGCUCAUUGCUACUUAAUUACACCUCCGAGUCGUCACGAGCACGAACUGAAGAAAUCGCCACAGAACUUGGUAAAGAGUAUAGUGUUCGCUGCUCCGUCGUGAGAGCGGAUCUUUCAGACGGUGCAAAAGCAAGUGAAAUCAUUAUCAAUGCAGUCAAGGAGCAUUUCGGCGAUAAACCCCCCCAAGUCGAUAUUCUAAUUAACAAUGCGGGAGUAUCACAAGAUAAAAAGCUCGCGGAUCCUGCUGUAGGACUGAUUGAUGCGGAUUAUUUCCAUUGGCAUUACAAUAUCAAUGUUCUUGCGCCACUACUGCUCACUCAGGCGUGUGUUCCAUAUCUGCCUAAUGAUCGAUCGGGGCGCAUUGUGAACAUCUCGAGUGUGUCAUCUAGCCUUGGAUUCGAAGGCCAGUCGGUGUAUGGGGGUACUAAAGCCGCAUUGGAAGCGAUGACGAGAACAUGGGCACGGGAGCUUGCAGAUCGGGCUACAGUUAAUGCUGUCAAUCCGGGGCCGGUGAUUGGUGAUAUGUAUUUCUUGACAGGGGAACAGUUCUGGAAAGACAUCCAAGGCUGGCAGGACAAUACACCACUGAGCAAAGUUAAUCCUGACGGCGACGAAUUGGACAGCCUGGAUCCAGAGAAAAAGCGGCUAAUUCAUGAGAAGAUGGGUAGCCGACGGCCAGCAUUUACGAGUGAGGUUGCCGGAGUUGUGGCUAUGUUAUGCACAGCCGACGGAGGGUGGUGUACAGGUAGUGUUGUCAAUGCGAAUGGAGGCAUGAAAAUGACUACAUAG